This is a messenger RNA of Tripterygium wilfordii, 952 nucleotides long. RefSeq names its product sm-like protein LSM1B. The coding region runs from base 117 to 503 and encodes 128 amino acids. The transcript is spliced from 5 exons. The record is from RefSeq and is a predicted model, not a curated record. Gene Ontology annotation, cellular component: Lsm1-7-Pat1 complex; P-body. Lineage: Eukaryota; Viridiplantae; Streptophyta; Magnoliopsida; Celastrales; Celastraceae. Gene Ontology annotation, biological process: deadenylation-dependent decapping of nuclear-transcribed mRNA. Gene Ontology annotation, molecular function: RNA cap binding.
AAUACCUUUUCGCCCAAUAGAGAGAGAUUUGAGGGGGUGGUUUAGUAGGAGGUGGUGUUGAGAGCUAAUGCAAUUGGUUUGGGUGGUAUUUGGAGUAGCGAAUAAGAGUGAACUCCAUGUCGUCGGCUGGCCCAGAAGAUAUCUUCCUCUCCACUUCGCUUGCUAGCUAUUUUGAUGAAAAGCUCCUUGUCUUGCUUCGAGAUGGUAGAAAGCUCUUAGGAUUGCUGAGGUCUUUUGAUCAAUUCGCAAAUGUUGUUCUUGAAGGUGCAUGCGAACGAGUUAUUGUUGGUGAGCUCUACUGUGGCAUCCUCUUAGGCCUCUAUGUAAUCCGUGGGGAGAAUGUUGUCUUGAUUGGGGAGCUGGACCUGGAUAAGGAAGAACUUCCUCCACACAUGACUUGUGUGUCAGCUGGAGAGAUUAAGAGGGCUCAAAGGGCUGAAAAGGAUGCUAUGGUUCUGAAGGGCUCCAUGAGAAAAAGAAUGGAAUUCUUGGAAUUUGAUUAAUGAUCUCCUUUUGUAAUGUUACGGCUCUGCUGUGUCCGCCCAGUAAUGAUAGACUGGUGUAGGAGCUCAAGUUCUUGGUUUCUUCUUCUUGCCGGUGGAGCAACCUAGUAAUGCAAGUGACGGUUCUGAAGACCUAUUUUGAUGAGAGUAAGUUGAUUUUUAGGACUCUUCAAGGCCUGCAGAGAAUGGUUUCAUUAUUUCUGUGGAAUGAGGAGUAAGUUGAUGCUUUGUGGCCUCCUGAUUAGUCUCAUUCCCCUCCCCUCGUCAGUAUUUUCCCUUUCCAUUGAACACAAGUUGAAAUUUCUGUGGUUUGAUGCUUUGUUCUGGUGCCUCAUUUUGUAAUGGCACUUCCCCUUUCUUUUCAUUUUGUAAUGUAAUGUGGCUAUUUAAAGCAAUCCACAUGACAUUUUCCGUUUGAAGGUUAAUAAUGAUUUUGCUCUUCAAUCUGA